CUCGCGGUCGCGGCGUUCCGCGGUGUACCGCGCGCGUUCGUACGUUACGUUGCGUCAUAUUGCGCACCGUGCUCCCUCCCCCCCCACCGCGGAAUCAGUGUCGCGAAUCUCGUUUUCGAAGCGAGCGGUUCGCACGCACACAUGUCGCGUCGCGAAAUCAAAUCAUCGGCCCGGGAAGCGACAGUCCGUGCAACAACGCGCGCCGCGCGAGUGCCGUCGUGCGUACGUCGUACGCGAUCAUCGGCCGCCGCCGUCGCGGCGUGCGUGCCCGUGUCUUGGUCGUCGUCGUCAUUGCCGCCGUCGUCGUCGUCGUCGUCGUCAUCGCCGUCGUGCUCAUCGUCGUCGUUGUUGUGGUCGCCGUGAUCGUCCUUACCAUUGCAGCCGAUACCGAUGCUGUGCGUGUCUCUGUGCGAGAUCGGUAGGUCAAAAUGGCGUGAACCGACCGCGCGAUUUUAAGGUUAUCUUUGCUCGUGGCGGGUUCGACCGCACGGCGGGACCGUGUACGCCCGGAACGUUGAUCGUGACCGGGUGUUUCUUCUGAGCGUGAGUACAAGUCCCGCGCUUAUCGUCGUCGUCGUCGUCGUGACUGUUGACGUCGUCGUCGUUGUCGACGUCCACGCUCCACCACGUACACGUCCGCAUUUUCCGUGCCGUGAGUUAUAUGAGUUAUGAGGACGGAAUGCCCGCAGGCAGUAACGGUCGUAUCCGCGGUUACCCAGCGCGGAUGUCCGAGCGGCAACAAGUCGCGCUACUCUUGCAAUUGUCUUCUAAGGAGAUGUUACCAGGGGGAACUCGUUCGGAAAAUACUGGCACAACAAACACCAGCUCCUCGAGAUCGUCGUCGUCAACGUCCUCGUCGGCGUCGGCAUCGUCGUCGUCAUCACUACAGCAACAGCGCGGAGCGAAGGGUCGCUGGUCCAACAAAAAUGGAGAGUCGCCCGUCCAGACGUCGAUCAAUCGCAAGGAGGACUUUCGCGUGCGGCAGAUCCUCGUGAACGGCUACGAUAUAAACGCCUCCAGGGAGACAAAUGACAUUGCAGGCGUCACCGCAACCGCUGGCUCGCCACCUGACGAGAGUGCAACCGCCGCUCCUGAAAGCCCGUGCUCCCCUGCCGAGAUCGCCGCACCACCGCCGGCAUCCUCGGCCUCAGCAGCGCCGUCGAGCGAGCAGCAAGAGCAGCAACAGCCGCCGCAACAACAACAGCAGCAGCCGCUCUACCAGCAGCACAACACUCAGUACCAACAGCAGCAACGCGCAGCCGGGAGUGCCGCAGCCGCUGCACCGCACGUCGCCGAGGACAGUGGAGCCCCCUGUGAAAUGCGGAGAACACCACCGCAAAAUAAAGUCGACAGAUCGGGAACCGGGCAGUCUGGAAGCUCGCCGAGGGUGACGCUCCGCCUCAACCAGGUGCGAGGCACGAGGGAUGAGAAGAAAGGAGGGGGUGCUGCGAACUCCCGUCAGGGCGGCAUGAGCGCACAGGGUCAAGGCCAGAUGGAGACUUCGUCGAAGACGCCGGCCAGCAGCGCGUCGUCGACGAGCGCGAAUGCCGUUUCCGGCUCCGGCAGCACGUCCGGUAGCACAUCGGCCUCAUCUGCCGAUAACAGUGACGUCUACGAGUUCAAGAGCUCAAAGGAACCGACACCGGUGAGGGGCGCGAGCUCGUCGCCGAAUCCUAAUCCGGACAAGGAGAAGGAUGGUGGUAAGCCGUCGAGCGGGCCGCAAGGCAGCCAGGUGUCCGGCAGUAGCGGUGGUAACACGUCCAUUGCAGCUAGCGGUUCGUCGACGUCCGUCAGCGAGACGUCGACGACGUCGUUGAGUACUGACGAGGCUGCUGCCGCUACUACGUCGCCGUCAUCGAAGCGGUCCUUUGAGAGUGACAACACAGACGAGCAGGACGAGGAGAAUCGCCGCAAGAAACGAAAGGACUCCGAGAACGCAAAGGAGAACACGAAGACGAACACUACGGGCAGGCAGAGCACGGGUAGAAAUGCUGCUGGCGUCAACGAGAAGUGCGCCAAGUCCGGCAAGCAGGGAUCCGGAACCGCAUCCGGCAAGGGAAAUCAAAACACGAACUCCAUCAGCGCGGACAGGAAAAGCCCUAGUACCUCUUCGAUGGCCAGCAGCCCGAAACCUUCGAGCACGCCCGGCUUGACAAGCACUAAGACCGGCACUCCGGCGUCGGCCGAGUCCGACGGCGAAGAAGAUCGAUCCAAGUGCUCGGACUCGAGUUCCGCUCCGAAAGUGCCGCCUCUAAAGAUUGUUAUUCCGCAAAGCACCGCGUCGGAACAAGAGCAGGGCAACAGAAAUGGCAAGAAUACGGCGAACAGAAGCCACCAGUUGCCAUACGUGGUCGCCAGUUCGAACAGCAACGACUCAACGGACAAAGAUCAGAGCCAGUCAGCUAGCGGAACGACCAGUCCUACAGAGGGUGGCGGUAGCGUAAAAACGGAGGACAAGAAGGACUUUAGUGGAGCUCUGCACGGGGAAGAGAGGUCGACUCAUCACCAAAGGGUUCUGAGAAGUUCGCACAGAACCGGUAAUGGCGGUAACGGCACUUCAACGCCAAAGGAAGCUACGCCUUCGUCGGGAAACGGGAAUUAUUCUAACUCGUCGCCUUUACCCGUCAACACCUCCGCAGAUCGUUCGAACAACUCGUCGCCACAGCAAACGAGGCAUCACUCACCGACGCCGGAGACAACCGGAUCCGACGCUGGUAAAUCCAAUUCGUCGGAGUCCACGAGCACGGGAACAGUCUCAAAGUCUAGCGUAACCGUGGAGAAGUCGGAAAAGAGCACGGACACCGCUGGAAAGAGUCAGAAGGACAGUAAUAUAGAGGUCUCGGAUAACUCUUCGAACAACGUCCCGUCGAAUGCGGCGUCUAACGCAAGCACGCCGGCGCCGCCUGUCGAGCUUCAUCCUAGGAAGAGAAAGAUGAAGCCCAGCAAGGAGGCGCAGCAGGCUGCAGCGACCGCCGCCGCGAGUGAAGCGGCCGAGGCUACCAGCACGGGACCAGAAGUUCAUCCGCACGAUCAGCCCAUCACCAACUGUUAUCAGUUGUUUCUCAAUAUUAGAAAACAGAUUGAGAGAAGACGGAAGGGUCUGUUCCCAGUUCAACCGAAACCUCCUCAAGGCUUCAAGGAUUAUCUGAUGAAUCGUUGUACAUACGUGCUAGCUGGUAACGCGAAAGAACCAAAUGUCAACCCACCGGUUGGCCUUCACGGAGCCAUGAAGGAUCUGUACAUCGAGCAGGAAAAAGAACGGUAUCAUCUGAGAAUGCAACACGUAGUCGAGAAGGAGAAACUGGUCCUGUCGGUGGAACAAGAGAUUCUUCGGGUACAUGGCAGAGCGGCUAGGGCGCUUGCCAAUCAGUCCCUUCCUUUCUCCGUCUGCACGAUCCUUAAAGACGAGGAGGUUUAUAAUGUCAUCACCCCCGAGCAAGAAGAGAAAGAUAGGAAUGCGAGAAGCAGAUACAACGGGAGAUUAUUCUUGAGUUGGCUGCAGGACGUGGAUGACAAGUGGGAAAAGAUUAAGGAGGGCAUGGUGAUGAGACAUCACAACGAAGCGGAGUCACUGCACGCUGUUCAGCGAAUGCACUGGGAAUGGAAGUUGAAGGAAGUCGGACUGUGCGAAUCCAAGGCGACUCCUCAAAUAGAAGACAUUCACGUCCCGAUAGUGCACGUAUCAGACGACUUCGAUUUAUUACCAGCUUAGUGUACAAUAAUUGAUAAUAUAAUAAUACUAUUGUGUCCUGGUAUCCUAGCCAGCUUUUCUCUCACGUCUUCGGGGCCUCGAAGAUGGCGGCUUUAAUCUGUGAUCUCUUUGUCGAUGUAUGCACUGCUUCUAUAUAUCGAGAUUUGUAUUAUAAAUAUACAACUUCACCGCGACACAGUGAAUUUUCUGGAAGAAUUUCGCAAGUGCAUAUUACACGGUAAUUUAAACAUACUCGAUACGUUAAGAUUUCACUUCGUCCGGAAUAGUGAACUUUGAUUAUAUUGGAAUUUCCAACUCGUUGAGUUUCUGUCUUGGACGAUUUUAAAAGUCAAGCAUUCGGACUGAGAAAUUCCGUUUACUACUUCAUAUUCCAUGUGACGCAGAAAUCAUUUAUAGAUGCAUGUAUAUGUAAUAUUUGCAUUUACAAAUGAUCUUUCAGAGCGUUGGUAAAAUCUGCGUGUUUGUUUGUCGCGAAUUACAACUCAUUUAAAGCGCGUUUAGUGUAAUAAAGGAAAGAUAAAUGAUAUUCUGAGGCUAUUUUUGAAACGAUUGCAAGUUUUACCAAGAGACACGGUAGCGAUUUAAUACUU
Molecule: messenger RNA, 4302 nt
Organism: Harpegnathos saltator (Jerdon's jumping ant)
Lineage: Eukaryota; Metazoa; Arthropoda; Insecta; Hymenoptera; Formicidae
Product: flocculation protein FLO11
Exons: 9
Coding region: 662-3712 (1016 amino acids)
Cellular component (GO): nucleoplasm
Source: RefSeq, a predicted model, not a curated record